AUGACAGUCCCGCAAUGGACGAUCACAGACUUCACUCAUCGGGAGUCGUGGUGGAAGAAUCGCGGCAUUCUGAUGCUAAACAUCUGUUUAAUAUUACCGCUUUUAUCAUCAACGCUUAAUGGCCUUGAUUCGUCAAUGAUAAACGAUCUACAGAUCUUGCCCGGAUGGCAAGAGUACUUCCAAACACCAGAGGGCAUGAACUUGGGAUUCAUCAAUUCCGCACAUGGCAUUGGCAUCCUCAGCGGGACUCCAUUUUCUCCUUAUAUAUCCGACCGAUUAGGACGACGAGCAACCAUGUUCAUCGGGGCGAUCGUCAUGCUAGCUGGUGUUCUCACGCAAGCAUCAUCCACGACCUUGCAAGUCUUCCUUGGCGCUCGCGUGCUCAUCGGCUUAGGGAUAGCUUUCUCCAUCAAUGCUGCUCCCUUGCUCAUCAGCGAAGUUAGCUAUCCAACCCAUCGCGGGAAAAUGACCGCUCUGUAUAAUUCAUUGUGGUAUUCUGGCAGCAUCAUCUCGGCUUGGAUCUGCCUGGGUGCUUAUGACGAAGCGGGGACGUCAUCAUGGUCUUGGAGGGCCCCUUCAUUCGUUCAAGCAGUUAUUCCUGUCAUCCAAAUGGUGCUAAUAUGGUUCAUCCCAGAGAGCCCUCGAUUUCUAAUGGCUAGAGGCUUGGAAUCACAAGCUGCGCGUGUCCUCGCCCACUACCAUGCAAAUGGGGGAGACGAACGCGACCCUCUAGUAUUGUUCGAGAUGGCUCAAAUCCGACAUGCUUUGAACCUCGAACGAGAGUUUACCUCCGGUAAAUCCUACUUGAGGUGCUUCGCGACCCAAGGCAACAGACAGCGCAUGUUUACCAUUAUAUGGAUCGCAAUCUUCUCGCAGUGGAGCGGCAAUGGUCUGGUAUCAUAUUAUAUCAACAUAGUCUUGGAUGGGGUCGGGAUCACUGCGACUCGAACGAAAACAGGUAUUAACGGCGGUCUGCAGAUUUGCAAUUUAGCCAGUGCGCUAUUGGGCAUGAUGAUGGUGGACAAGUUGGGGAGGAGGAAGGUUUUCUUGAUUUCAAAUAUUGGCAUGCUGAUUGCCUUCUCUAUGUGGACGGUCACGACCGCUGUUUUUAGCCAGUCCGGGAAUGUGGUAGCUGCGAGAGGCAUGUUUGAAACCAUGCAUAUACGCACUACCGUGCCGCUCAUUUUUGUGUACUUUUUUUUCUACGAUUUUGCGUAUACGUCGAUGCUUGUGUUGUACACGCUUGAGAUUUUGCCUUAUAAUAUUCGUGCCAAGGGGUUUGCGAUUAUGAACCUUGCUGUCUACUCAACCAAUGCAUUCAACUCCCUGGUCAAUCCAUGGGCGCUGAACGUCAUGGGGUGGAAAUACUACCUCAUUUACUGCGGAUUACUUAUGUUGGAACUAUUAUUCGUGAUGGUGUGUAUCGUCGAGACGAGAGGUCGCACUCUUGAAGAAACCGCUGCGUUGUUUGACGGCCACAAAGUCCGUCGGGGUAUCAUGGAACGGACUGAUCAAGCCGCCAUGUCUUUGGCCAGAAUGUCUCCAUACCCUCGACUCCAGGAAAGUCGUGUAGCAGUGCAGACCUUUAGUUCUGCUUCGCCAUCAAAUUUCGAAUCGCAGUCUGAAGAAUCUGCGGUUGCGUUUUCCACAUAAAUUUACCAUCACCGUUCAGGAUCAUUGUAUGUAACAAAAGCUCUCAAAUGUUGCAGAGUUGUAUGUAUGCAUGUUUGGAGGUGGUUGGUCGAUCAUGCAGAGAAAGAGCGGUUGCAAUUGUUUUUUCAUUGGGUUUCCAUGCGAUUGCUUAUUCCCUCUCCUUUGCCGCCUCCAACUACGACAUGAUGCCCCACUAACUAAGGUACAGGCGAUUGCUGAUCGGUGACAGAUUACCACUGGAGAUUGAUGCAACACAGAUUAGCUACAAAUGGGUUUGUCCGUUUCCCAUAUGUUUUAUUAAAUCAAUCAAAACAGGAACGAAGUACGGAUAUCGUCCCUAUCGUGCUCAUUCGGCCUUAGUGCUGGAAUGGUAGUACCUAUCUGGCACGAACACCAUCGUCAUAUAUACCGCGAGAGAAAACGGUUGACGACGCACGCCACAGGUGACAGGAUAGGGGGGCUUGGCUUGAACAUU
Molecule: messenger RNA, 2128 nt
Organism: Suillus clintonianus
Lineage: Eukaryota; Fungi; Basidiomycota; Agaricomycetes; Boletales; Suillaceae
Product: general substrate transporter
Exons: 18
Coding region: 1-1653 (550 amino acids)
Biological process (GO): carbohydrate transport; transmembrane transport
Cellular component (GO): membrane
Molecular function (GO): carbohydrate:proton symporter activity
Source: RefSeq, a predicted model, not a curated record